CGCCUACUUGCCAAGAACCAGGAAAUGGUCAUAAUAUUGUGAUAGGCGGCGGCACUCUCAGUUAAUAUUAGUCUUUGAAAUAUACUUAUUUAUCUUUUACUGUCGUGGUCGACAGAGGCUGUUGCAGCCAUGGCUUCGUUAUUCAAGAAAAAGACUGUAGAUGAUGUUAUUAAAGAACAGAACAAAGAGCUGCGGGGAACGCAGAGACAGAUUACAAGAGACCGGACAGCACUAGAAAAACAGGAAAAACAAUUGGAGAUGGAGAUAAAGAAAAUGGCUAAGACAGGGAACAGAGAUGCCUGUAAGGUUUUAGCCAAGCAGCUUGUGCAAGUGAGGAAACAGAAAACACGCACAUAUGCUGUCAGCUCUAAGGUCACCUCCAUGUCCACACAAACCAAGCUUAUGAACUCGCAGAUGAAGAUGGCUGGAGCCAUGGCCACAACUACCAAAACAAUGCAAGCUGUCAAUAAAAAGAUGGAUCCAAAAAAGACCAUGCAGACCCUGCAGAACUUCCAGAAGGAGACAGCAAAGAUGGACAUGACAGAAGAGAUGAUCAGUGACACUCUGGAUGAGCUCUUUGAGGAUUCUGGUGAUGAAGACGAAUCUCAGGACAUUGUGAACCAGGUGUUGGAUGAAAUUGGAAUUGAGAUCUCCGGAAAGAUGGCUCAUGCCCCUUCAGCUGGCAGAAAGACCCCAAGCGCUUCCACAUCCAAAGCUGAUGGGAUAUCAGAUGAAGAGAUUGAGAGACAGCUCAAAGCCCUUGGAGUGGACUAGUGCUCCGCAUACACCUGAUCAUUGCCUGGCAACAACAAUACACUCUGCUCAAAUGAACAGAAACACAUUAUAAUAUGUUUAUACUGAAUACAAAUGGAAACACACACACAUCCACACUGACAACAGAUGCAGAUAAAUGGACAGUCAAAAAAAACUUAGUCAUGGACAUGCCUACUCUGGGAUAAAGUGCCACAGAUGGCAAAUGCCAUUUUUAUUAUUUAUUUUGUGACAAUAGGAGAUGUCUAUCGAAGGUUUAUUAGGACUCUUUAAGAUAAGCCACUGUUUCGUCAGGCUUUAGAGUAGUAAUUUUAGACAAAAAUAAUAAAAUAACUGUUUUUGGAAAACCUGUGUUGUAAAUGAAUACAUACAAUGCCUUCAAGUGUGGAGAAUAAUGUGGACGUGUUCCCCUGAAAUCUAGACAGGCAACACGCUCCAACUUCUGUCUCUUUGAUAAGCAACACUGAAAAUCGUUCUUCUCAUAAUGUUGUAAACAAGUUUGACAGGAGAACUCUACCUCUGUUAAGAUAAGGAGUGACACGGGGCUGUCUCUUCAGUUCUGUAACAUUUUGUCUUUUCCCCAUUCUACCCUGCUGUUCUCCCAGUGUUUGAAAAUAAGACUUUGUGUGAGUCACACCA
Messenger RNA from Myxocyprinus asiaticus (Chinese sucker), 1410 nucleotides. Its product is annotated as charged multivesicular body protein 2b. NCBI's taxonomy places the organism in Eukaryota, Metazoa, Chordata, Actinopteri, Cypriniformes, Catostomidae. The transcript has 6 exons. Bases 130 to 774 code for a protein of 214 amino acids. The record is from RefSeq and is a predicted model, not a curated record. Gene Ontology annotation, cellular component: ESCRT III complex; multivesicular body. Gene Ontology annotation, biological process: late endosome to vacuole transport; endosome transport via multivesicular body sorting pathway; protein transport.